Messenger RNA from Neoarius graeffei (lesser salmon catfish), 2867 nucleotides. RefSeq names its product tubulin, beta 1 class VI (gene tubb1). Gene Ontology annotation, biological process: microtubule cytoskeleton organization; mitotic cell cycle. The record is from RefSeq and is a predicted model, not a curated record. Gene Ontology annotation, cellular component: cytoplasm; microtubule. Gene Ontology annotation, molecular function: GTPase activity; GTP binding; structural constituent of cytoskeleton. Bases 99 to 1787 code for a protein of 562 amino acids. Lineage: Eukaryota; Metazoa; Chordata; Actinopteri; Siluriformes; Ariidae. The transcript is spliced from 4 exons.
AGUGGGGGAGACUCCCUGACAAUGACCUCAUCAUUGGUAUAAUACUCACAGUAGGCUCUUGCAUUUAUCUUCUGCUUUGGAGUGUGAGUCUGAGCACCAUGCGCGAGAUUGUUCAUCUUCAGAUCGGGCAAUGUGGGAAUCAGAUCAGUUCAAAGUUUUGGGAAGUUAUCAGUGAUGAACAUGGUAUCAGCACAGAGGGGACAUAUGAGGGGGAUAUGGACCUUCAGCUGGAGAGGGUUAAUGUCUACUUUAAUGAAGCAAAUGGUGGAAAGUAUGUCCCCCGGGCACUGCUGGUGGAUUUGGAACCAGGAACAAUAGACAGUGUGAGGGGAAGUCACAUUGGAAAACUCUUCAGACCAGAUAACUUCAUACAUGAUGUUUCUAUGUCUCCUCACAUUCAGAACAGCUCAACGACUAUGGGUAGGAGAGUCAUAAAAGACAACACAUGUGCUCUCUUUGAACAAGCUCUCUCUCAGAACUCAACCAAAAUGUCAGACUCUGUAGAUGAUUUACUGGAAAUUUUUAAUUUAAAUAUGACCCAAAUUAUGGAUGAUAUUGCUCCAUUCAAAAUCAAAAGAGUCAAUGAUAAGCAGAAAGCACCAUGGAAGCAGUACCUGGCUGUUAAACUGCUAAAGAGAGAAUGUAGAAAGACUGAAAGAAAAUGGCGCAAAUCUAAACUUCACAUCCAUUAUCAAAUCCAUAAAGAGAUGCUUUGUAAUUAUAAUUAUGAAAUUCGUAAAGCAAGACAGUCUUUCUUCUCCAAUAUCAUAAACAGGAAUAUGAACAAUGCCCGUGUUCUAUUUUCAACAGUAGAGAAGCUAACUAAUCCCCCACCACAAUUAGCACCUGAACUUCUCUCAGUUAAUAAAUGCAAUGAGUUUGCAUCCUUCUUCAAAGGUAAAAUUGAUAAAAUAUGGCAGAAUAUUGCUCAUAAUACAUCUCAGCUGCAAAAAAUUGAAAAACUGCAAUCACCAAUGACACAGAUAGGUAACUUCAACACAAUGUCAGAAUUUUGUUUAAUUGAUGAGACUCUUGAAAAAACUGUACAAAAUCUCAGUUCCUCAACAUCUGAAUUGGAUACUCUGCCCACCAACUUUUUUAAGUCUGUUCAUCUUAUAAUUACAGAUGUGCUUCAAAUUAUAAAUACAUCCCUAGAGACUGGCGUUGUUCCUGUGUCCCUGAAAAAAGCCGUUGUAAAGCCCCUACUUAAAAAAAUUAAUCUGGAUCCUUCAGUAUUAAAUAACUACAGGCCAAUAUCAAAUUUACCAUUCAUCGGGAAAAUCCUUGAAAAAAUUGUCUUCAAUCAAUUAACUGCCUUCUUGAUAUCAAACAGCCGUUUUGAUAAUUUUCAGUCAGGUUUUCGUGCCAAUCAUAGCACUGAAACAGCGCUCAUUAAAGUUAUAAAUGACAUACGUCUUAAUACUGAUGCAGGCAAAACAUCGGUCCUGGUAUUACUGGACCCCAGUGCAGCUUUUGAUACUGUUGAUCACAACAUACUGCUAUAUCGACUUGAACACUGGGUUGGAUUGACUGGUAAAGUUAUCAAUUGGUUAAAUUCAUACUUAAAAGAUAGAAGCUUCUUUGUUACCAUGGGAAAUUGUUCCUCGACGUCAAUGUCCUUGACCUGUGGUGUCCCCCAGGGGUCGAUUCUUGGACCAUUACUUUUCAACCUUUAUAUGCUCCCACUUGGGCAAAUUAUCAAUAACAAUUCAAUUUUGUAUCACUGCUAUGCAGAUGACACCCAAAUUUAUUUUGCUUUAUCACCUAAUGAUUAUGCCCCCCCUUGAAUGUCUCUACCAGUGUAUUGAUCAAAUCAACAACUGGAUGUCAGAAAAUUUUCUUCAGCUGAACACAGAUAAAACAGAAGUAAUUCUAUUUGGAAAAAAAGAUGAAAGACUCAGGAUUACCAGUAUUCUUGACACAAAGGGGAUUAAAACUAAAGAAAUGGUUAAAAAACUUGGUGUUUUCAUUGACAGCGAGCUAAACUUUGACAGUCACAUGAAAGCAAUCACUAAAACGGCAUUCUAUCACCUAAAAAACAUUUCCAAACUAAGAGGACUUAUGUCAAAAAAUGAUCUGGAAAAACUGAUACAUGCCUUCAUCUCUAGUAGGGUUGAUUACUGCAAUGGCCUUUUCACAGGCCUGCCAAAAAAGACCAUCAAACGACUUCAGCUGGUUCAAAAUGCAGCAGCUAGGGUUCUCACACGAACAAAAAGAACAGAGCACAUUACUCCAAUUCUAAGGUCCCUUCACUGGCUUCCAGUAAGCUACAGAAUUGACUUUAAAGCAUUGCUGCUGGUGUACAAAUCUCUAAAUGGUACAGGGCCCAAUUACCUCUCUGAUAUGUUGCAGUGGCCUAACCCAAUCAGAUCUACCAGAUCGCAACAGAAAAAUUUACUAUUAAAACCUGUUGUUAAAACAAAGUAUGGUGAAGCAGCUUUUAGCUACUAUGCAGUGCAGCUAUGGAACCAACUGCCAGAGGACAUUAAAAAUGCUCCUGCUGUUGGCAGCUUCAAAUCUAGGUUAAAGACCAAGCUGUUUUCAGAUGCUUUCUGUUAAAUAAUUAAUAUUGUCUUCUUUACAUGUUUUAUAAUCUGUACUUUUACAGUCUCUGCAUGUUUCAAAUUUUACUUAACUUUUAUUCCAUUUUAUUCUGCUGUUUUUUUCUCCCCCUAUUUGAACUUCUACUUCAUUUUAUUUUAUUUCUACUAUUGUUUAAUUCUUAUAUUUUUCCCAUUUAUUUUAUGUAAUUUUAUUCUCUAUUGUUUACUGUUUUGCUUUUACUUCUGUAAAGCACAUUGAACUGCCACUGUGUAUGAAAUGUGCUAUAUAAAUAAACUUGCCUUGCCUAAACUGGCUAACAAAAA